This is a messenger RNA of Solenopsis invicta (red fire ant), 3744 nucleotides long. RefSeq names its product protein angel (gene angel). Bases 2032 to 3744 code for a protein of 570 amino acids. Gene Ontology annotation, molecular function: 3'-5'-RNA exonuclease activity. The transcript has 7 exons. Lineage: Eukaryota; Metazoa; Arthropoda; Insecta; Hymenoptera; Formicidae. The record is from RefSeq and is a predicted model, not a curated record.
AAUAUUUUUAUUUGAAAUAUCACAUUAUCUUAUCUUAAAACAGAAGAUAUCGUCGCGGAUUACGAUUCUUUAAGAUGUCUGUAAUUGUUUCAUUUCGAUGUACGUUUAGUGAUUUUUUCUAAUCUCAUAUCUGAUUUUAUCUUAAUCUUGUAGGAAAUUAAAAACAAUUGAUGCAACUGCGAUAUAAAUUAAUGAUAAAAUUAAUUUAUCUCAAUCAUCAUGCAAAACUGAUCAAAGUACAAUUCAGUAACUGUAGAAAAUAAUGAGAACUCGAAUGCAUUCUUGCGGCGACAUAUCUGCUACAAAAUUAUCUUAAAUGAAACAAAUGAAAAUUGUAUCUUUAACAUAUCUCGAUGCACAAAAACUGCAGUUAUUAUCGCAAAAAACUUAGUACAAACAGAUUUAUCCCCGACUGCUAAUAUUUACUUGUUAAAAUAUGCCAAUGAUGUACAUAACAUUCGAUUUUUGUAUCUAUCGCUUUGCAUCGUGACAUUUUACGGAAUUUCUUCUGGGAUAUCGCGUUUGCAAGUCCUCGUAUUCAAUUGUAACAUGUCCGGCAGUGCGAAAUAACUAAUUAUAUUUAUACACAUGUAUACAUAUAUGUAUACAUUGCGUAUGCAUAGAUAGUGAACUGUUGAUAUAGUUCUUACGAUCCAACAUUUUAUGUCUUACUUCACAUAUAAAUGUGGGGACACACAAUUUUUGCGUGUAUGUAAUAUGUGUAUAUAGUGCCUUUAAAAACGCCAUUUUUAAAUAAAGCGAAUGUGUCGCUACAUAAAUUAUUUCUAGUUUUUUAUACAUUCCACUAUUGUCGUAUCCAUUCUUGCGUAUUCCGUUUUGUAUUUUAUAUUAUCCAAUCUUAAAUAUCCAAAUUUAUCUUGUGUUAAAAUUAAUCUUACACUCUGUACUUGUUUUGUCACUAUAUAGCUACAUUGUAGAUAUUCCUCGGAUUAUUCAAAAGCUUGGAAAACUCAAAAAUUUAAUUUAUUUAGUGUUAAAUUGAAUUGACUAUUUGUUAUGUAAAAUUUAAUUUAUUUAGAACUUUUAGUGAACACUAUAUCUUAACGUAUUUUUUUUAUGAGAAAUCAUCCUUUUGAUAAAUUUUUAAAAAGUGCAGAAAUUAAAUUUAUAUGCGUCUUUUCAAGAUUACACGUGUUCUCUUAAAAAUUGAAAGAAUCUGCAUUCUUGCUAUCUGACAGACUCCGAAAUCAAUUUAUUACGCUUGAGACAAAAUGCGAGAAAUCUUAUGUAUCGAGGAUUACAAUUGCAAUCUGCUUCAAUUUCUGUGAAAUUGCGAAAACUGUAAUUGCGAAAACGUACGUCAUUGCGAUGACAAUGCACGCGUGCGAACGAAUAUUUACAUAUCUAUAAACCCGACAAUUUAAAUAUAGUAAAAUGCCUUUUGUAUCAGUCGUUACUGCGAAAAAAGCGAUAAAAAACGGUCGUUUCCAUAAAAGAGGAGGAAAGAGAAGGAUUUCUCAGUCUCCGUGUUAUCGGUAGCGAACAUCGACAUGUUAUUCAGCGUUUACAAAAUAUGAUAAUGAUCGUCUCUCACCUAUGUCCACCGCAUUAAAAUAGAGAUACUUUAUUCAAGAACAAGCACGUUUAGAAUCCAAUUUUCUCUUGAGAAACCACUAAAGAGAGAGACUCGUCAUUCGUCGUUGAAAGUUUGUUCCAGUCAUCAGAGACAGAGACGGUUCUCUUCUUUCGUUUCCUGUUCGCUGUAAAAAGUAUCUUUAACAGUGUGGGUCAACGUCGAUCCGAAGCGAGGCUGCUCCCUCGGCGCGAUUCUGCUGCGGAUCGUAGCUCGCGCCUCUUCCACGACGGGAGCUCGGACUGUGUGCCUGAGGAGAGGUCAUUCCACGUCGGACCUUCCGUCGCGCGGUAUGUACAUGUCGAGGAGUGCCCGCGGUGCUAGAUCCGAGUCAUCCGAAAUCCCGACGACGGUGGACGCGUGAAUUAUGAUAGGUGCGUGAAAACGUGCGGUGAUCGCGUAAGGAAAAAAAAAAAAACAAAAAUCCGCGCCGAUAAAUGAGCGUGUCCCCGAGGCUGCUGCUGACGAGCACCACUUCUCUGCUGAACGUAGCAUGUAACGCGCGGGCGGUGACUUUCCUGCAACCGCGAAAGAUCUUUCGUACGCUAAAGUCGACCUGGCAGCGAUCAUUUCCGGAAAAUCUGCAAAAGAUUCCCAUCUGGAAGGCUCUACUUUCCAAAGCUUUAAUCUCCAAAAGCUUCAGUCGCCUGGAGCUCGUUACCUCCUCUAUGGAUAAGCCUCCGUUUCACAAGAAGUGUACAAAAGUCAAGAUGGAGCCUUACCUUGACACAUGCUACAGCCCAAACAAUACUGCAAUGUGCGAUAUACCAUUUCAUGCGGCGACGGAUACGUUGAUCUACUGUCAGACUGGUGCAUACAAGGACACGACGCACAGUGUUAAAGCCAAUGUAUGUACGGCAGAUACAAAAUAUGAAAUGAAUUAUAUGGACAAACAAAGAUACAAGGCUAUAAGGAAGUGGAAGCGAAUCGAAAAAGGUAGAUCAUCCAACAAUACGGAAGAUUUUUUCAUAUUGAAACUUCUGUCCUUUAACAUCCUGGCCCAAAACCUGUUAGAAGAUCAUUCGUACCUAUACAUGGGUCACAACAAGAAAGCUCUGAAAUGGAAAACGCGAAAACUCCUCGUAAUAGAAGAGAUAUUCGAGGCGAAGGCAAAUGUAAUAUGCCUUCAGGAAAUGCAGGAGGAACAUCUGUUAGAUUUCGUGACUCCGUUCAAACAGCGCGGAUAUGAAUAUCUGUAUAAAAAGAGAACCAACGACAAAAAGGAUGGCUUGCUGUUGUUAUAUCGCUCCAAUGAAUUUGUUUUGCUAGAUUAUGCGAAGGUGGAGUUGUAUCAAUCUGGCGUCGAGCUUCUAAAUAGAGACAAUGUUGGAAUAAUCGCUAAACUGGCUCUCCAAGGCAAUCCAGAAACGCAAGUUGUUGUUGCUACUACUCACUUGUUAUAUAAUCCGAGACGCAACGACGUACGAUUGGCACAGAUACAGCUUUUGUUGGCGGAAAUAGAGCGAAUCGCGUUCAUUGAAAACACGACGACCGGCCCAAAGUACUUACCAAUCAUAUUAGCGGGCGAUUUCAAUUUGGAGCCGUUCACGGGCGUUUACAAGUUCCUAACGGAAGGUUCGUUUGAGUAUUAUGGCAAAGGACGGAGUUUGGAACCGUCUCAAUAUCGUUCUCUAUCCAACUCGUUGAUACCAUCGCGCUUAUGUGUCACCGACAAUUGUCAGCACUUUAAUAUCCUGACUCAAAGAUUGCGAAGAGAAGGCACUGGCAAAGUCAUGUUGGAAAAUAGCGAAUUUCAUCUUCAGAAACGAGACGAAAAUGCGCCUACGCCUUGUAAUAUAAACGUGCUGCAACAAAGUCCCAACAACGAUGCUGGCUGCACGCAGAUCAUUGAAAUUGUGCAGGGUCAUUCCGCGAGAUUUUCCUCCGGUACUUUAACGCAUCCCUUUAAUAUGCGUAGCGUUUAUACACACAAAGGUGCUCACGACGAGAAAGAAGCAACGACACAUCAGGACGAGUGGAUCACAGUGGAUUACAUAUUCUACAGCAAUAUCCAACCUUUAGAGAAAUACACUCUACCUACAGUAAGCCAAUGCGCCACAUUACCCAGAAUACCAAAUUUUAUUGUAGGUAGCGAUCAUUUAUGCCUAGGUGCCACCUUUCAGUUACCGAAAAAGAAAUCUCUACUUUAA